AUGCAGUGUGCACCGGCAAUAUCAACCAUGUCCCUUGGGCGCGCCUGGGUACACGGCAUGCCAGGAAAGCUUCGACAAGCCGCCGAAGCUGGAUUUGAAGGAAUUGAGCUCUUCUACGAGGAUUUGGAAUACCUCGCAAAUUCCUAUGGAACCAAUGGAACGCACGAAGAGAAUUUAAUAGACGCAGCUGGGGAGAUCCGUCGUUUAUGUGAUCUCUACGAAUUGACGAUCAUCAAUCUACAGCCUUUCGGGUUUUACGGUGGUCUUUUAGACCGUGAGGAACACAAGCGACGAAUCCGAGAAAUCAAAUUAUGGUUCAGACUGGUCAAGAUACUAAGAACUGAUCUGAUUCAUAUACCCUCGAACUUUCUACCCAAGGAGGAUGUAUCAGAUGACAUGCAACUUCUUGUUCGUGACCUGACCGAACUUGCCGAUUUGGGUCUGCAGGAGAGGCCCCCAGUGAGAUUUGCCUUCGAAAGCCUUUGCUGGGGGACCUAUGUUGAUACUUGGGAACAAUCGUGGGAAGUGGUCGAAAGGGUGAACAGAAUAAACUUUGGGUGUUGCCUGGACACCUUCAACAUCGCCGGCCGGAUAUGGGCUGAUCCAGCAAGUCCGUCGGGUAAAACCCCGAAUGCAGACACUGUCCUCGAAGCUUCCCUCAACCGAAUGCGUGCGACUGUUGACAUCAAAAGAGUGUUCUUUAUCCAGCUAGUUGAUGCUGAGCGUAUGGAGACACCGUUAGUUGUGGGACAUCCAUGGCAUGUCGCAAGUCAGCCACCUAGAAUGUCGUGGAGUCGCAAUGCAAGGCUCUUCGCCUACGAAACAGACAGAGGUGGCUACCUUCCCGUUAUAGACAUCGCGAGAACCAUCCUCAAGGACCUUGGGUAUGAAGGCUGGGUGUCUAUGGAGUUAUUCUCAAGAACGAUGGUUGAUCCCAACCCUUCCGUGCCAGCUGACCACGCGAAGAGGGGGAUCGCUUCCUGGGAAAAACUAAGGGCGGAUAUCCUCGAUUUUGACAGAGUUCCCCUUCAGCUCGUAGGGCGUCUAUGA
Molecule: messenger RNA, 1050 nt
Organism: Talaromyces marneffei
Lineage: Eukaryota; Fungi; Ascomycota; Eurotiomycetes; Eurotiales; Trichocomaceae
Exons: 1
Coding region: 1-1050 (349 amino acids)
Source: RefSeq, a predicted model, not a curated record